AUAUAAAAAUUGGAAAAAGUGGAAGUGGUUUUCCGGGAAGUCGAGUUCCGAGUUCCAAUCCAUCCUCUUCCGCUCCUCUUCACUUGGAGAAAUUCUCCGCUUUCGAAUCCGAACCCUGGGAGUGCGCUCUCGAGAGGGACGGGAACUAGGGUUUUGGAGAGCUCGCUGGUGUGGGGUCUUUGAUUGGAUUAGCUUUGUCUUGGAAUUUGCUGGGGGUUUUGAUGCUUGUUGGAUGAGAUGGAGCUCUUGGUGUGAUUUUGAGCCCAGAUGUUAUGAAUUCUGCGCCAACUCAGGUUGCUGCUUCUGGAAGAUUGAGUAUAUAUGAACCAAACCACCAGAUUAGCAUGUGGAGCGAUUCCUUCAAAGCUGAUAGCAGUCAAAAUACUAGCGCAUCAACCAUUGUUGAAGGAGAGGUGAAAUUGAGUGAUAAAUUAGAAGAUAAUUCCCAUGAGGCAUUAAGACAGUCAAAGAAAUUUGACCAGGAAGCAAACCGGCCUUCUGAUAAGGUACUAAGACGGCUUGCACAAAAUCGAGAGGCUGCACGAAAGAGCCGACUGAGAAAAAAAGCUUAUGUUCAACAACUAGAAUCAAGUCGAAUCAAACUAUCACAGCUUGAACAGGAACUUGGGAGGGCAAGACAGCAGGGUUUGUAUAUAGGUGGUAAUUUAGGUGAUUCAGCUCUUGGGUUUUCAGGAAAUGUUAAUUCAGGAGUUGCUGCUUUUGAGAUGGAAUAUGGGCAUUGGGUUGAAGAACAGAACAGACAAAUUUGUGAACUAAGAACUGGUUUGCAAGCACAUGUAUCUGAUAUCGAGCUUCGAAUACUUGUUGAAAGUGGAAUGGCCCAUUAUGAUAAUCUCUUCCGGAUAAAAGCAAUAGCUGCAAAAUCUGAUGUCUUCUAUCUUAUGUCUGGCAUGUGGAAAACAACUGCAGAACGGUUUUUCCUCUGGAUCGGGGGAUUUAGACCGUCAGAACUUCUAAAGGUCCUGUCCUCACAGCUUGAGCCAUUAACCGAACAACAAGUUGUAGCUGUCUACAAUCUGCAGCAAUCCUCUCAACAAGCUGAAGAUGCUCUCUCCCAAGGAAUGGAUAAACUUCAGCAAACUCUUGCCGAGACUUUAACAUCUGAUCCUUUAGAUCUCUCUGGCACAAACAAUUAUAUGGAACAAAUGACAGUUGCAGUUGGGAAGUUGGAGGCACUUGUCAGCUUCGUGAACCAGGCAGAUCAUCUUCGGCAACAGACACUGCAGCAAAUGUACAAGAUUCUAACGACUCGUCAAGCAGCACGAGGCCUUCUCGCUCUCGGUGAUUAUUUCCAGCGUCUUCGUGCUCUGAGCUCACUAUGGGCAGCUCGUCCCCGUGAACCUGCCUAAUAAUAUGAUUAAAACUUGUACUAUUAUAGCUUGUGUUUCACAUUGAUAUAGAAGAGUACCAUCACUCCAAAUGAAAACAAGGAUGCGUCGAAGGCCUGCAGUUCAACAAUAACUCAGAAAUCUCAAUGCAUUUGCUGCUGAUUUUCUUACAAGGAAUCUGCAAGCAUAGAUAUUGUGGUGGAAAUGUGUAAAUACUGCUCCUCUGUGUCCUGAUUUGCACAUUUGAACUCAAGGAAGUUGUCUGUAUUUUAGUGAUGCAUGUUGUAAUUUAUUUUGCAUCAAUUUGUUUGUCCGCAAUGAAUUGAUUAAUGAACUUUGUCUAUAGUUUCCUGUACUCUUAA
This is a messenger RNA of Dioscorea cayenensis subsp. rotundata (Guinea yam), 1711 nucleotides long. Its product is annotated as transcription factor TGA4-like. Gene Ontology annotation, biological process: regulation of DNA-templated transcription; DNA-templated transcription. The transcript is spliced from 9 exons. The coding region runs from base 273 to 1370 and encodes 365 amino acids. NCBI's taxonomy places the organism in Eukaryota, Viridiplantae, Streptophyta, Magnoliopsida, Dioscoreales, Dioscoreaceae. The record is from RefSeq and is a predicted model, not a curated record. Gene Ontology annotation, molecular function: sequence-specific DNA binding; DNA-binding transcription factor activity.